This is a messenger RNA of Emericellopsis atlantica, 2868 nucleotides long. RefSeq names its product tRNA synthetases class II (A)-domain-containing protein. Gene Ontology annotation, biological process: tRNA modification; alanyl-tRNA aminoacylation. The transcript has 3 exons. The record is from RefSeq and is a predicted model, not a curated record. Gene Ontology annotation, cellular component: cytoplasm; mitochondrion. NCBI's taxonomy places the organism in Eukaryota, Fungi, Ascomycota, Sordariomycetes, Hypocreales, Bionectriaceae. Bases 1 to 2868 code for a protein of 955 amino acids. Gene Ontology annotation, molecular function: ATP binding; nucleic acid binding; amino acid binding.
AUGGCCGAUACAGAAUGGCCUGCGGCGCGAGUCCGCAAGACUUUCUUCGAUUUCUUCAAUGAGAGAGAUCACACAGUUGUGCCCUCGGGCCCCGUGGUGCCCGUCAACGAUCCCUCCCUUCUCUUCACCAAUGCUGGCAUGAACCAGUUCAAGCCCAUCUUCCUCGGUACCGUCGAAAAGAGCCAUCCGUUUGCCGACCUGAAACGUGCCGUCGAUUCGCAAAAGGUCAUCCGCGCCGGUGGCAAGCACAACGACCUCGACGAUGUCGGCAAGGACAGCUACCACCACACAUUCUUCGAGAUGCUGGGCAAUUGGUCAUUCGGCGACUAUUUCAAGGAGGGUAUCAUCGAAAUGUCCUGGGAUCUUCUGACCCGCGUCUACGGCCUUGAUCCGACCCGACUCUACGUGACAUACUUUGAGGGAAACCCCGAGCUUGGGCUCGAGCCUGACAAUGAGGCCAAGAACUUCUGGCGCAAGAUUGGUGUCCCCGACAGCCGCAUCCUGCCUGGCAACAUGAAGGACAACUUUUGGGAGAUGGGCGAGACGGGUCCUUGCGGUCCCUGCAGCGAGAUCCACUACGACAAGAUUGGUGGACGUGACGCUGCCUCGCUUGUGAACAUGGAUGACCCCAUGGUCAUUGAAAUUUGGAACCUCGUUUUCAUCCAGUACGAUCGUCAGGCCGACAAGAGCCUGAAGCCCCUACCAGCCCAGCACGUCGACACGGGUCUAGGAUAUGAGCGUCUGGUGGCCGUUCUGCAGGACGCGCCCUCCAACUACGCCACUGACUGCUGGACACCACUGUUUGCCAAGAUUCAAGAAGUCACCGGUGCCAGGCCAUAUACCGACAAGUACGAAAAGGACGAUGUCGAUGGCAUUGACAUGGCCUACCGAGUGGUUGCGGAUCACAUCCGAACAUUGUCCUUUGCCAUCGUUGACGGCGCCGUUCCCAACAACGAUGGACGUGGCUACGUCGUGCGCCGUGUCUUGCGCCGUGGUGUCCGCUACGGUCGCAAGUAUCUUGGUGCUGAGAUUGGCCAGUUCUUUUCAAGCAUCCUGCCCGCUCUUGUGGAGCAGAAGGGCGAGGAAUUCCCCGAGCUGAUCAAGAAGCAACAGGACCUCAAGGAAAUCCUCGAUGAGGAAGAGGAUGCUUUCGCUCGCACGCUGGAUCGUGGAGAGGUGCAGUUUGAGAAAUAUGCUGCUGCCGAGGCCAAGGCGGGGUCCAAGAAGCUCGCUGGUGACCUCGUAUGGAGACUGUACGACACGUUCGGCUUCCCUGUCGAUCUCACAAAGCUGAUGGCGGAGGAGCGCGGCUUAGAGAUCGACGAGGCCGAGGUCGAGGCCGCCAAGCAGAAGGCUAAGGAAGCCAGCAAGGUUGUUAAGGAGUCCGUGCAGGAAUUCCCCAAGCUCGAUGUUCACCGCAUUGCCGAGCUCGACUCGCAGUUGAAGGUGGCCCGGACAGAUGACGAGCCCAAGUUCAUCAAGGGGGACGUAAAGGGCAAGGUCCUGCAAAUCUUCGAUGGCAAAAACUUCCUCAAAUCAACAAAGGAUGUUGCUGAGAAGACCCCCCUCGGCCUUGUCAUGGACAAGACCAACUUUUACGCCGAGUCUGGUGGUCAAGUUGCCGAUACUGGACGCCUCGUUAUUGAUGGUGUCACCGAGUUCAAGGUGCUGGACGUUCAGAACUACGGUGGCUACAUCCUCCACUGCGGCUACGUCGAGUACGGUGCCCUUUCACAGGGCGAGGAGGUCAUCUGCGAGUACGAGGAGCUGCGUCGCGCCCCCAUCCGCAACAACCACAGCGGUACACACGUACUGAACCACUCCCUCCGCGAGGUCCUUGGCGACGAUAUCAACCAGAAGGGUUCCCUCGUGGAUCACGAGAAGCUCCGCUUUGACUUCUCCCACAAGGCGCAGGUCAAGAUUGAGGAACUGGAGAAGAUCGAGAAAAUGUCGAAUGAGGACAUUCGCAAGGACCAGCAGAUCUACUCCAAGGAUGUGGAUCUCGACCAGGCCCGCGAGAUUGAGGGUGUCCGUGCUGUCUUUGGCGAGACCUACCCCAACCCCGUCCGUGUUGUCUCGAUUGGCAUGGACAUUGACACCAUGCUUGCCGAGCCCAAGAAGCCAGAGUGGCGCCAGUACAGCGUCGAGUUCUGCGGUGGCACCCACGUCGAGAAGACUGGCCUGAUCAAGGAUCUCGUCAUUGUUGAAGAGUCGGGUAUCGCCAAGGGCAUCCGCCGCAUCAUCGCCUACACCGGCGAGACAGCGCACGCCGUGCAGCGCGAAGCCGUCGAGUUUGAGAAGCGCAUCGAUGCCGUCGAAGCUCUCCCCUACGGACCGGAGAAGGACGCGCAGAUCAAGGUGGUGUCACAAGCCCUCAGCCAGCUGGUCAUCUCGACCUUGACCAAGGACAGGCUCAACAAGCGAUUCCAAAAGAUCACCGCGGAGCACGUCGCGGAGCAGAAGAAGAGGCAAAAGGCCGAAGUCAAGACCGCUCUGGACACUGUGGCCAAGCACUUUGAGAACAACAAGGAUGCCAAGUGGUUUGUGGGCAGGUUGCCCAUCAGCGCCAAUGCCAAGGCUCUGACAGAGGUUGUCAAGCACUACCAGGGCAAGGACAAUGAGAAGUCGGUCUACCUUUUCGGUGGCUCGAAGGAGGAUGGUGCCGUCGUGCACGGUGUUUUCGUUGGCUCGCAUCUCUCAUCACAAGGCGUUACCGCUGAGCAAUGGGCGGGCUCCGUGUCAGAGGUUGUCGGUGGCCGUUCAGGAGGCAAGGAGCCCUCAAGGCAGGGUCAGGGUACCAAGCCCGAGGCGAUUGACGAGGGUGUCGAGACCGCUACGAAAUGGCUGAGUGAGAAGUUGAAGUUGUAA